This is a messenger RNA of Onychomys torridus (southern grasshopper mouse), 7537 nucleotides long. Its product is annotated as KIAA1217 ortholog. The record is from RefSeq and is a predicted model, not a curated record. NCBI's taxonomy places the organism in Eukaryota, Metazoa, Chordata, Mammalia, Rodentia, Cricetidae. The transcript is spliced from 21 exons. Bases 340 to 6186 code for a protein of 1948 amino acids. Gene Ontology annotation, cellular component: cytoplasm.
CCGGGGAAACCCGGCAGGCAGCGUCCUGGGUCAGCAGAGCCGUCACCUGUUGGGCGGCAGAGGCGGGGACAGCCGCCGCCUCCAGGGCACAGCCCCCAGUCCCGGCGACAGCAGGCGGGUGGCGGACGCUCCGGGACCCGGGCCGAGAGAGGCCGGGCGCUGGAAUGCGGUCUUCCCGGGCGAGGGAGACUUUGCACCGGAGUGGAGACUAGUUGGGGUGGGGUUUCGCCGGUCCCCUCCGCCCCACCCCCCGGGCCCCCUUCCAAGCGCUUUCCGCGAGCUUCCCGAACUGCGCUCUGAAGUUUCCAGAGUGAGGAGCCUGGGCGGCCGGCAGGGACAAUGGAAGAAAGCGAAGGCCAGAAAUGUGAGCCGAACCUGCCUCCCUCCAGAGACAGCAGACAGAUGCCCCAACAAGGGAAAAGCAAUCUUCAUGUAACGUCCCUGGAAGAUGCAGCAUGCCGCCGGCCCAAGGAACGCCUCUCUAAUGGAAACACCCGGGCUCAGGUUUCCAAGCCUGCCCGAAAUAUCCCACGGAGACACACGCUAGGUGGGCCCCGAAGUUCCAAAGAGAUCCUGGGGAUGCAAACGUCUGAGAUGGACAGGAAGAGAGAGGCUUUCCUGGAACAUCUCAAGCAGAAGUACCCCCACCAUGCCACAGCAAUUAUGGGCCACCAGGAGAGGCUGAGGGACCAGACAAAAAGCCCCAAGCUAUCCCACAGUCCUCAACCUCCCAAUCUGGGGGAUCCGCUCGAGCAUUUGUCGGAGACAUCUGGUGACUCUUUGGAAGCCAUGUCUGAGGGGGAAGUACCAAGCCCUUUCGCUAGAGGAAGUCGGACUCGAGCGAGCCUUCCCGUGGUGAGGUCAACCAACCAAACGAAAGAGAGAUCCCUGGGUGUUCUCUACCUCCAGUAUGGAGAUGAAACCAAACAGCUGCGGAUGCCGAAUGAAAUCACAAGCGCAGACACGAUCCGUGCCCUCUUUGUAAGUGCCUUUCCACAGCAGCUCACCAUGAAAAUGCUGGAGUCGCCUAGUGUUGCCAUCUACAUCAAAGACGAGAGCAGAAAUGUCUAUUAUGAGUUAAAUGAUGUGAGGAAUAUCCAAGACAGAUCCCUUCUCAAAGUGUACAACAAGGAUCCUUCACAUGCCUUUAACCACAUGGCCAAAGCUGUGAACGGAGAUGUGAGGAUGCAGAGAGAAAUUGUUUAUGCAAGAGGAGAUGGCCUUGUAGCCCCCAGACCUGGAUCCACGGCUCACACACCACAUGCAAUUCCAAACUCCCCACCAUCCACUCCAGUGCCCCAUUCCUUGCCUCCCUCCCCAUCCAGAAUUCCUUACGGAGGCAGCCGUCCCAUGGCUAUUCCUGGCAACGCCACCAUCCCCAGGGACAGACUCUCUAGCCUGCCAGUCUCCAGAUCCAUCUCCCCAAGCCCGAGCGCCAUUUUGGAAAGAAGAGAUGUCAAGCCCGACGAAGACAUGAGCAGCAAAAACCUAGUUAUGUUCAGAAAUGAGGGUUUCUAUGCUGACCCUUACCUCUAUCAUGAGGGACGCAUGAGCAUAGCCUCGUCCCAUGGUGGCCACCCACUGGAUGUCCCAGAUCAUGUCAUUGCAUAUCACCGCACUGCGAUCCGGUCAGCAAGUGCUUACUGUAACCCUUCCUUGCAAGCAGAAAUGCAUAUGGAGCAGUCAUUAUACAGACAGAAGUCAAGGAAAUACCCCGACAGCCAUUUGCCUACCUUGGGCUCCAAAACGCCCCCAGCCUCUCCGCACCGGGUGGGUGACCUGAGAAUGAUAGACAUGCACCCUCAUCUUAACGCACACGGAGCCCCUCACACCUUGCAGCCAGACCGGGCCUCACCCAGUCGCCAGUCCUUCAAAAAGGAGCCCGGCACCCUGGUGUAUAUCGAAAAGCCACGGAACACUCCAGGAUUAUCCGGCCUUGUAGACCUGGGGCCUCCUCUAGUUGAGAAACAAGUUUUUGCUUACAGCACUGCUACGAUCCCCAAAGACAGAGAAACCAGAGAGAGGAUGCAAGCCAUGGAGAAGCAGAUUGCCAGUCUCACUGGCCUUGUUCAGUCUGCGCUUUUUAAAGGGCCCAUUACAAGUAGUAGCAAAGAGGCGUCUAGUGAGAAGAUGAUGAAAACCACAGCCAACAGGAACCAAGCAGAAGGUGCAGGAACUGUCCAUGUUUCUGCUGGGAAGAGUCUGGGCACUUUGGAGUCCCCACUGCCCCCCAGCCAACCCCUGCCUGCCGGCACCUCAUCCAUCCACAUGAGCCUGCUUGACAUGAGGCGGAACGUGGCUGAGCUCAGACUCCAGCUCCAGCAAAUGAGGCAGCUCCAGCUGCAGAACCAGGAGAUUCUGAGGGCAAUGAUGAAGAAGGCCGAGCUGGAAAUCAGUAGCAAAGUCAAGGAGACCAUGAAGAGACUGGAGGAUCCGGUACAACGGCAGCGCACCCUGGUGGAGCAAGAGAGGCAGAAGUAUCUUCAUGAAGAAGAGAGGAUUGGCAAAAAGUUGUGUGAGCUGGAGGACUUCGUUGAGGACUUGAAGAAGGACUCUUCAUCCGCUGGCCGAGUGGUGACUCUGAAAGACGUGGAGGAUGGAGCGUUCCUCCUUCGCCAAGUGGGAGAAGCGGUGGCCACUCUCAAAGGAGAGUUUCCAACCUUGCAAAACAAGAUGCGUGCUGUCUUGCGCAUAGAGGUCGAGGCGGUGAGGUUCCUGAAGGAAGAGCCACACAAGCUGGACAGCCUCCUGAAGCGAGUGAGCAGCAUGACGGGAGUCCUGACAGUGCUGCGGAGGCAUGUCACUGAUGGGCUCCUGAAAGGCACAGAUGCAGCCCAAGCUGCCCAGUAUGUCGCCAUGGAGAAGGCCACAGCUGCAGAGGUCCUGAAGCAUCAGGAGGAGACAGUCCAUGUGCCUGGGCAGCCCCUCCACAGCAGCACAGGAGGUCCUGGUGAUGUGAAGUCAGAAGUGGUACCGCUGUCCACCAUGACGGUUCACCAUGUACAGAGCUCCCCUGUGGUCAUGCAACCUUCCCAGCACUCCUCAGCCUUGCUGAACCCAGCCCAGAACUUGCCCGGAGGGACUGGUUCCCAUACAGCCAGCCCCACAACAGUCAAACAGGAAAUAACCUCUACACCGCAGUCGGCUCCAGGUCCCCAGUCCCCUCAAACCCCGAUGAAUGGUUCCUCCAUGCAGAGUUUAUUCAUUGAGGAAAUCCAUAGUGUGAGUGCCAAGAACAGGGCAGUGUCCAUUGAGAAAGCAGAAAGAAAAUGGGAAGAAAAAAGGCAAAAUCUGGAACACUAUAACGGGAAAGAGUUUGAGAAGCUACUGGAAGAAGCUCAGGCCAACAUCAUGAAGUCAAUCCCAAACCUGGAGAUGCCGCCAGCUUCCGGCCCAGUGCCAAAAGCCGAAGCCUCGGUGGACAAGCUAGAGCUGUCAGAAGAUUCUCCAAAUUCAGAGCAGGAGUUGGACAAGCUAGGGGGAAAGUCACCCCCUCCUCCGCCCCCACCCCCUCGGAGAAGCUACCUUCCUGGGUCAGGACUCACCACCACAAGGUCUGGCGAUGUGGUCUACACCGGCAGAAAGGAGAGCAUGUCUAAGGUGAGCAGUGAAGACCCUGGGCCAACCCCACAGACUAGAGCCACAAAAUGUCCCACAGAGGAGCCAGCCUCAGCCUGGGCCCCAUCCCCACCUCCAGUCCCUGCCGCUUCCUCCAAGGAUGAGGAGGAAGAAGAAGAAGGAGACAAAAUCAUGGCGGAACUCCAGGCAUUCCAGAAGUGUUCCUUUAUGGAUGUAAAUCCAAACAGUCAUGCUGAGCAGUCCCGAGCUGACAGCCACCUUAAAGACACUAGGCCAGGCGCCACAGUCCCUCCCAAGGAGAAGAAGAAUUUGGAAUUUUUCCCUGAAGAUGUACGAAAAUCUGAUGUUGAAUGUGAAAAUGGCCCCCAAGUGGAAUCUCAGAAGGUUACUGCAGGGGCUCUGAGACCUAGUGGCCCUCCCAAGUGGGAAAGAACAGUGGUGACUAGUGGGCCUGACCCAUCAAGAACACCAGAAUGUAGAGGUGACACCUUCAUGGAGGACAAUUCCACACCCAAUAAGAAUCUAUUCAGAGACAGUAGAAAUUAUUCCCAGAAAAAUGUGCCUAAGGUCAAUUUCCAUUUCACUGGCAUGAAUUCAUUGGAAGGUGAACUCAGCCAAGGGCCUAAGGUCUCGGGACUACAGUGUGUUAUUCCUGACACCGACAAUCAAAAGUUGAAUUAUGGAAAGACAAGAGAGGCAGACCGACAAGGACAGGAAAAUACAGAUAAGAGUCACAUUCCUCCCCCACCUAGAUCAGCAGAAUUAAGUAUUCAUGAGGCCAAAACACAAGAUCACGAUGUUCUCAUGACAGACCUUGGCCAAGUUGUCCUGAGAUCCAAGGUGGGUAGGCAUGCUAACAUGAACACUAUUGAGGAUGGAGAGUCAACUCCAAGUUCUCCCAGUGAGGAACACACAGCCACUGAUAAUAUCGCCUUCAUGAUCACCAAAAAUGCUGUGCAGGUUCUGUCCAGUGGGGAGGUCCAUGACAUUGUGAGCCAAAAGGGACAAGAUGUACAGACAGUCAAUAUUGAUGCAAGAAAAGAGACAACCUCUCAGCAAGAAGGGACUGAAGCUGAAGAGCCAGUCAUGUGUCUAGACAAGAAGCCAGUUAUCAUCAUUUUUGAUGAACCCAUGGACAUCCGAUCUGCGUAUAAGAGACUUUCAACUAUCUUUGAGGAAUGUGAUGAGGAACUAGAGAGAAUGAUGACAGAGGAAAAGAUCGAGGAGGAGGAAGAGGAGGAAGAUGGAGACGCUGGAGUCCAGCCUUCUUCCCAAAUGUCUCAUAAGCAGGUUGACUCGGGAAGUGGUGGGAGGGGACAAAAGGCAGAGACACAAUCACGACCCAACUCCCUUGCAGCAGAGAGUCAAACUCCAGGAAAGCAGGAAGUUCAUAAAGCUGAGCAGAGAAAGCUUAGCUCUGAAGAUUCUCCAGACUCGGGAAACAAGAGUGACAUGGCUGAUGACCAGUUUGAAAGCCCCAAGAAAAAGUUUAAGUUCAAAUUCCCUAAAAAGCAACUUGCUGCUCUUACUCAGGCAAUCCGCACAGGAACGAAAACGGGAAAGAAAACCCUGCAGGUGGUGGUCUAUGAGGAAGAGGAAGAGGAUGGCACUUUGAAACAGCACAAAGAGGCCAAGAGGUUUGAAAUCACCAGGUCACAGCCUGAAGAUGCCCCAAAAACCAUGGCUAGGAGACAAGAACAGCCUGGUCUCGAAGGCACAUCUCCAACUUCAAGGACGGAUGAAAUUAGGAAAAAUACUUACAAAACGCUGGACAGCCUGGAGCAGACCAUAAGGCAACUUGAAAAUACAAUCAGUGAAAUGAGCCCCAGGGCCCUAGUUGACACCCCGUGUUCUUCCAACAGAGAUUGUGGUGCAAGCUCGCCCCACAUAGCCCAAGAGGUCUCUCCCCGGUCCUUGCUAGUUCUGGAUGAAGUGCCCCCUGCCCCAGAGCCCCCCACGUCCAUAUCUUCAGCUUCACGUAAGGGCUCCAUCACCACCUCACAGACAAGUCGGAUGCCAGUCCCCAUGAGUUCUAAGAACAGACCUGGAAGCCUGGAUAAGCCCAGCAAACAAUCCAAACUCCAGGAUCCCCGCCAAUACCGCCAGGCUAACGGAAGUGCUAAGAAAGCUAGUGGGGAUUGUAAGCCUCCUUCCCCCUCCUUCCCUGCCUCUAAGAUUCCAGCCCUCUCUCCCAGCUCUGGGAAAAGCACUUCCCUAUCCUCUGCUAGUGGCGACAGCUCUAACCUCCCCAGUGCACCUGCUACUAAACCAUCGAUGGCUUCUACCCCUCUCAGCCCCCAAGCAGGACGGUCCACUCACUCCGCCUCCCUCAUCCCUUCUGUCUCUAAUGGCUCCUUAAAGUUUCAGAGCCCGCCUCAUGCAGGUAAAGGCCAUCACCUUUCAUUUGCACUGCAGACUCAAAAUGGCCGAGCUGCCCCUACUUCCUCUUCCUCCUCCUCCUCCCCUCCCUCCCCUGCCUCUCCCACCUCCCUGAAUCAAGGUGCCAGGGGCGUCAGGACCAUCCAUACUCCUAGCCUCGCCAGCUACAAAGCACAGAACGGAAGUUCAAGCAAAGCCACCCCAUCCACAGCAAAGGAAACUUCUUAAAGGCCAGAUCCUAUUAGGCACAAGAUGGAAUUACAUUCUUGUUUUUAACUUUUAGCAGUCUGGAACAACUGUUUUCACAAGAGAAUGUUCCAUAUUGUUGUGCUGAUCAAGGCUUCAUGCAAAGUAUGUGCUAAAUACUGAGUUCAUAGAUUGCAGUAAAGCUUGUUUUUUCUACUCUGUGGCUGUUGUACUUACAUAGUGUUUACUGUCUAGACUCAAUACCUAUUAAAUGAAGAAAGCAUGUGCUAUCAAAACAAAGAGAGUAUGGUAAGAGUGAAGAGAUGUGUGGGACAAGCUGUACUCCGCAUGUAAAACAUGUAUGAUUCCAGAAUUUUAGUAUGUUUUGUAUAAAACUAUUUUUCAUUACAGAGACUAGAGGUGAACAGAGAGAGAUACACACAUGUGACUAUAUAAAUUGUAAAGCAUAUAUUAUGAUAUUUUCUUUUAUUUUAGUGUUAUUUAGCUUUAUUACAGAUUUCUAUUUUUGUCAAAACUUCAUGGUUCCUUUCAAGAUCUUUUUUGCCAGAACAUUUUGAUACUACAGCGUUGUACAUUUGAAAGUAGCAUGCUAGACCCUAAGCCAGUGAGCUCCCACAGCCCAUAGGAAGGAAGUCAGCAAACCCUUGCACUGCCAUCGAAAGUAUGUAUGAUAAUUUGCUAGCCCAAGCAAGUCUGUUUUCUUUUUCUUUGCUUUUGUUUUUAUUUUCUUCUUCCUUUUUUCUUAAAAAGCAAAACAAAAAACAAGAAUUAGUGUUCAGUAGUGAUUUUUGUUGCGAUGUCUAACCCCUUUUUACGUUUUCCUAGACCUGGUGAUACACAUGCCAUUACAAUGUGGAUUUUAAAAACGUACACUCCUGUACGGUUCUGUACACUGAGGAACUUUUGUAAAUAUAUAAAUAUAAAUAGACAUCAAAAUACUGUGUGUGAUAGCACAUAGGGUAGUUUCCCCACACCAAAGUUCAUUUUUAUGCAUGCUUUAAGAGUCUAUAUCGGGAUGGGCAGAAACGGGACUACCCAUACAUUUUUAAAGAGCUCCAAGUUUGCACAGCUUGAGGGGUUUUGUAAAUAACUGUUAUUUGUAUAACACAGCCAUGUAACAUACAGAACUGUAAGCAGAGACCUUGCAAACUAAAUAAAGGGCUGCAUGCUUAUUAUUUUUUGUACCUUGUCAUUGUAACUAGCUACUUCCUAGUCAAAGAGCAUGUAAGUAUCGCCACAGGGUCUCGGCUUUGAGGGCGUUCUGAGUAACGUGUAGCCACAUCCACUUAUACAGUGGUGUUCUCUGAAAGCUCGGAGUAGCUAAGGAUGAGUUCCUAAUAAACUAAUUGACAGUGUGGUUGUCUGAACUUAA